GGCCGGUGGUGUUUCCGAGCCGGGCGACAGGACUGUCUGGGGCGAGGCCCGCCGUCAGGCUCGUGAGGCCGCUCUCUCCAACGUUUGUGCGGGUGGCGCCCAGGGCCGCCCGGCGGGAGCCCGCUCGGACACUGCCCGCAGGUACAGUGCUCGCGGGCGCGCCCGGGCGGUCGUGUUCACUUUCCCGCCUCCGCCGGCGUUUCCUUUACUGGCUGAUGUUACUGCGGGAGAAACGGGCGGUCCAGCCUCAGUCAGAUCAGCUUCCUCUGAUGCAAAAGCCUGGGAAGUGUCCCCAGCACCUCAGAGCCGUCGUGAGCCGGCCGUUUGUGAACACCGUGGUUUCCUGGGCAGAAUUUCGGUGCCCUUUCCGCUGGAUCACCUCAGGGAAAGUGAGGCUCACGAGGCUCUCCUCAGCCUCGCUUAGAGGUCUAAAUGAGCCCUGGAGAAAUGUAGCAGCAGCAUGUAAUCAUCACCAACUAACAUGCUGUCUCUUAUUUUUUUUUUUCAAUUGACAUUUGGAUAAACAUUUUGUAAACAAGGAUCAGCUGUAAUUUUUCCUAGGUCAAGUAAGGAGAAAUUAAAAAUAAAUGUACAGGACUUACCUCGUGGCGCAGUGGUUGGGAAUCAGCCUGCUAAUGCAGGGGACACAGUUCUAGCACUCGUCCAGGAGGAUCCAAUGUGCGGCAGAGCAGCUAAGCGCAUGGGCCACAACUGCUGAGCCUGUGCUCUGGGGCCCUUAGCCACAACUACUGAACCCGCGAGCCACAACUACUGAAGCCGGAGCGCCUAGAGUCUAUGCUCCGUAAUGGGGUGUGGCCCCAGUCGUUGCAACUAGAGAAAGCCCAUGCGCAGCAGUGAAGACUCAACACAGCCAUACAUACAUACAUAAGUGAAUUUGGAAAGGAAAGGAAAAAUAUACAGGAAGAAGAUCCUUUUAUUGAUUUUGUUCCAGACCAGACUGGGCCUCAGUUGUCAGAGGUAGUGCUGGAGGUGUGUCCAAUACAGGACCAGAAUUGUUCCUCGAGAAGAAUGAUGACAGUAGAUCUGAAGGUGGCUGAGUACUUGAACCCUCAGAUCAGGACUCUGUGGGAUACCAAGGGACCUGUGACAGGGAGCUCCAGUCACAUUAAGAAAUAUGCCCCCCAAACAGACAGUCUCAGUCCUGAGAGGUCUCACCAGCACUUCCGGAGCUUCCUCUAUCAUGAAGCAGCUGGACCCCGGGAAGCUGUUGACCAGCUUCUGGAAUUAUGCCGUCGGUGGCUGAGGCCAGAGAUUCAUUCAAAAGAGCAGAUCUUGGAACUUGUGGUGCUAGAGCAGUUCCUGUCCAUUCUGCCCAGGGACACCCAGACCCGCAUAAAGAAGCACCAUCUACAGAGCAUUGAGGAGGCUGUGGUCCUGGUAGAACACUUGCAGAGGGAAUCUGGUCAAAUGAGGAAUGGGGUUGCAGACCAUGAGCUGGGAAAGGAGGCAGUGCUCUUGGGUGAAACAGCAGAGGCCCUAGGCUUCACGCUGAAGCCAACAGAGGCCCAGCAAGUGAGCAUGUCCCAGGAUGAAGAAUUUUGGAAUACGCACCAGAAUCUACAAGAGUUGCUGAUCAGGAAUACCCACAAAGAAACUGAGCCUGUACGUGAGAGGGAAAUGAGCCUAGGAUAUUCAGAAACAGAAGCGAGAGAGAUUUCCUGUGGCUCUCCUUCACCCACAGCGGUGUCUGCUCACCAGAUCCUAGCCUUUCCUGAGCAGACAAACACCAAAGACUGGACAGUGGCACCUGAGCUCAUCUUGACUGAGUCCCAGAGCUUGUUGACAUUUGAAGAAGUGGCCAUGUAUUUUUCCAAGGAAGAAUGGGAGUUACUGGAUCCCACUCAGAGGGCCCUCUACAAUGAUGUAAUGCAAGAAAACUAUGAGACUGUCAUCUCUCUAGAACUGAGCCUAGGAUGUUCAAAGACAGAAGGGAGAGAAAUUUCCUCUCACUCUUCCACAGCAGUGCCUGCUCACCAGAUCGUAGCCUUUCCUGAGCAGACAAAUGCCAAAGACUGGACAGUGGCACCUGAGCUCGUCUUGCCUGAGUCCCAGAGCUUGUUGACAUUUGAAGAAGUGGCCAUGUAUUUUUCCAAGGAAGAAUGGGAGUUACUGGAUCCCACUCAGAAGGCCCUCUACAAUGAUGUAAUGCAAGAAAACUAUGACACUGUCAUCUCUCUAGCAUUAUUUGUGCUCCCCAAACCUAAAGUGAUCUCCUGUCUAGAGCAGGGGGAAGAGCCGUGGGUUCAAAGAUCCCUGGAGUUCAAGGACAAUUCUGGAGAGCUGCCUACAGCAGGGCUAAAGCUCAAAAAUGACACUGAAAAUCUUCAGCCUCUAUGUCUUUCUGACUUAGAAAUACAAACACCAGUAGAUAUAGCAUCAAAAAAGGCCAGAUUGAAAGUCCCCCAGAAAACAAUGGGCAAAGAAAAUCAUGGUGAUAUGCAUAGGGUGGGGAAAUGGCACCGAGAUUUUCCAGUGAAGAAAAAAAAGAAACUUUCAACCUGGAAACAAGAGCUGCUGAAACUUAUGGACCUUCACAAAAAAGAACGUGCAGGAGAGAAGCCUUUUAAAUGCCAGGAAUGUGGGAAAAGCUUCAGAGUUAGCUCUGACCUUAUUAAGCACCAAAGAAUUCACACUGAAGAGAAACCGUAUAAAUGUCAGCAGUGUGAUAAGAGGUUUAGGUGGAGUUCAGAUCUUAAUAAGCACUUAACAACACACCAAGGAAUAAAACCAUAUAAAUGCUCAUGGUGUGGGAAAAGCUUCAGUCAAAAUACAAAUCUCCACACACACCAAAGAACUCACACUGGAGAGAAGCCCUUUACAUGUCAUGAAUGUGGAAAAAAAUUCAGUCAAAAUUCCCACCUUAUUAAACACCGGAGAACUCACACAGGUGAGCAGCCUUAUACCUGUAGCACAUGCAGGAGAAACUUCAGCAGACGCUCAAGCCUUCUUAGGCACCAGAAACUCCACCAGUAAAGGGAAGCUUGUUCAGUGUCCUCAGUCUGAAGAAAUUCACCAAGUGGAGCUUGACCUUAAAGUUAUGAAAAGUACAAAAUUAUGAAGCAUGAAGAAUUUUUCAUCAGUGGAAUUUUUCAUUAGGAAACUUUGGGAAAUAAACAUGUUUCACAGAAGGAAUCAAGGUUGAGUCUUCAGGGAAUGUGUUAGUAGUUGUACUACUUGC
Molecule: messenger RNA, 3199 nt
Organism: Kogia breviceps (pygmy sperm whale)
Lineage: Eukaryota; Metazoa; Chordata; Mammalia; Artiodactyla; Physeteridae
Source: RefSeq, a predicted model, not a curated record